Dimorphilus gyrociliatus is the source of this 3420-nucleotide messenger RNA. NCBI's taxonomy places the organism in Eukaryota, Metazoa, Annelida, Polychaeta, Dinophilidae. The record is from the annotation of a GenBank genome assembly.
AUUCAGUUUACUGUCCAAUAACAUAUUAUUAUGCUAGCAUAGGUUAAACGACAACUAACCUAAUAAAUAGUAGAUAAACAGGCAAAAGGGAACAAAGAGAUUCUAUUUCUUCAGUCUGUGGUAAGCCUAUAUCAUCUAUAUUAAAAUCAACUAUAAAUCCUAUCAUUAAACUUUCUCCUUUAAUUUCUCCACCUUUAUUUUAUACUUUCUAAUAUUGCAGUUAUUGCACUCGAUAUCACUCAUUUUCGAGAUUAUCCAAUAUGCUUAUUUGUUUUCUUCUAAAGUAGCUAGCUGCGUUAUCUGUAGUUGACUUUUUAGUUUCUGGAGCACAGAUUAUGGAUACCGUAGAACUCUCCUCUAGGUUGCUGUUGAGGCGAGUCAACAGACUCCUUUAUUGGAACAACCGUAACAAAUCUCUCAAAUAUACUUGAAACAUAUACUAUAUAAGUUUCCGCCCAUAUACAGCAAUACAUUUAUGAAAUUCCAAUAAAGGAAGUUUUUUCAUGACCGUAAAAUCUGUAUUGAUUAUCAAUAUAAUCAUCUUUACAACCCUAGAACUGUCUAGUACCCAAAAUAAUCUAAAGAUUUCCUAUCUAGGUUGAUUUGUUAGGAUAUGUUGUUGGUGUAUAGGAGACAUGCUUUAAUCCGUAGGAAUAGCAAGUAGAUACUCAGGUCUCGAGUAAACCUGUCUACGCUUAAUAAAUCUGGAUUAGGAGUUUUUCCUUUCCAUAUUCUUUCAUUCAAGUUUGUAAAUGUUUUACUGAACUACAUAACGAAUGGUCUUAACAUGAUGAUAUUGCGUGAUUUGGUCCUAUCAACCAAUUAAUUAAUCCAACUUAAAGAUAAAUAUAUUUAAUUUCACAAAACGAAAGUACAAAAUGCUGCAUAUUUAGAAUUCAUUGCUUACCAAUCUUAGCCUAUUACUGAUAACGAUAUAAAAUUAUUUAUGCUUAACUAUAAGAAAGUAAACUGCAAAGUAGAAAUUAAAUAUUUAGUAUUAAAAACAUCCCAGAACAAAGUCUUAAAACCGAUAAGAAACAAAAGUAUCUUGGGCGUAUCUUUUAGGCAAUUUUUUGGUGAUAAUUUUCAAAGUUAUUAUAACGAGUUCUUUCAUACAAAAUAAUAAAAUUGUAGCUAGAGAGGAUGAAAAACAGCAACGUAUUUAUAGUUUUCUUCUUUACAACGCUCUUUACGUCUUCAAUUUCAUUCAAUUGCCCUGUUGACAACAACUUCAGACCAAUUGAUGGAGCCUACAGAGAUCCGCAAUUUUGCGGUGCCUAUUAUCAAUGUAUCGAUGGUAAAGCUUAUCCACAGAACUGUCCUCUUGGUCUUUUCUUCAGAUUUACAACGCUAGAUUGUACAAUUAUAACUUGUGUUGAACCUGAAUAUGCUGAUUGUCCAACGUCCAAUAAUGAGGUGUUUCAUAAAAAACCUAAUCAAUGCGAACCAAACCAGAAAGAUUUUUCAAAUCCGUGUUAUACAAAAACUGAUGAAUGUGCACCAAAUCUUAAUGCAACAGUUCCGAGUUUAAUCGAUUGUAGAAUCUAUUAUCAUUGCGACAAUGGAGUAUCUUGGCCCCAACAAUGUCCUCCCGGUUUCUUUUUUAGCCCUAUAGUUAAUCCGAGAACGUGUACCAUAAAGCUUUGUGUUCGAGCGGAAGAUGCGAACUGUCCAAGACCAGGAGGUUGGUCUGAAUGGUCACCUUGGGGUGAAUGUGAACCGAGUUGUGGAGGUGAUGGAAUACGAACUCGAACAAGAAACUGCAAUAAUCCUCCACCAAUAAACGGUGGUGCCGAAUGUCCGGGUGUACCAAUUGAAGUGGAAGAUUGUCAAACACCCGAAUGUGGCAUUUACAGACAACCGGCGUUUAUGGUAACUUUAGAGACAAGCGCAAUUCUUUCUCAGGAGAGAGUUAAAUGGAAUUCGAUUGAUGUUAAUCAAGACGAUUUAUUUAAUAAUGCAGACAAUUCAUUAAAUAUCAAAAAGUCUGGUUUAUAUUAUAUGUCUAUAACUGCUACUAUAGGGGGAAAUAGUGGAACUCAUCUUUCCCUUGAGAAUUUGGGUAAAAGAAUGGAUUUAAAGAGAGAAAGAAAUGAGAAAAGCUUUGAUCUGAUAACUAGAAAUUGUCUAUUCAAUUUGAACAGUUUAUAUCGACCAUACGUUUACCAAAGACUGACUUCUUCAUUCUUGGCAGGUGAUAAUUUUGGAAAGGAUACUUCCUGGUUAGGAUUUAAAUAUUCAUCUAAUAAUUAUUUAUUCGCUGGUUCCGAAAUGAUCACUUCUGAUGAACGCUAUCUUGCUCUCGACUCUAUUAUAAAUAUAAGAAACUUUGUGGCUGUUAACUCGAAUAGAAGGUUUAUUAGUAGAGAAGGUGGAGUCUAUUUUGUUAACUUUGGCAUUAGACCUCUUUCAACAGAAUAUGUAAAUGUUUCCAUUUUCAUAAAUUCAACAAAUAAUCCAUUUGAAAGAAUAAGACGUAACAGUAAACACAUUGAUAGUUCCGAUCAAUUAUCUCGUAGUUUCAUUCGUUUGAUUGACGAUGAUACGAGCUUUGAGUAUUUUAUUGAAGGAGGACAUAACUCAUCUGAAGGUUUUCCUACUUAUUUGUUAGCAUAUAAAUUGAAUGAUAGUUUACCUAUUCUAUUUGUCUGGCAAAUCUUCUUUACAACGCUCUUUUCACCUUCAAUUUCAUUCAAUUGCCCUGUUGACAACAAUCUCAGACCAAUUGAUGUAGCCUAUAGAGAUCCGCAAUUUUGCGGUGCCUAUUAUCAAUGUAUCGAUGGUAAAGCUUAUCCACAGAACUGUCCUCUUGGUCUUUUCUUUAGAUUUACAACGUUAGAUUGUACAAUUAUAACUUGUGUUGAACCUGAAUAUGCUGAUUGUCCAACGUCCAAUAAUGAGGUGUUUCAUAAAAAACCUAAUCAAUGCGAACCAAACCAGAAAGAUUUUUCAACUCCUUGUUUUACAAAAACGGACGAAUGUUCACCAAAUCUUAAUGCAACGCCCCAACAAUGUCCUCCCGGUUUCUUUUUUAGCCCUAUAGUUAAUCCGAGAACGUGUACCAUAAAGCUUUGUGUUCGAGCGGAAGAUGCGAACUGUCCAAGACCAGGAGGUUGGUCUGAAUGGUCACCUUGGAGUGAUUGUGAACCGAGCUGUAGAGGUGAUGGAAUACGAACUCGAACAAGAAACUGUAAUAAUCCUCCACCAAUAAACGGUGGUGCCGAAUGUCCGGGUGUACCAAUUGAAGUGGAAGAUUGUCAAACGUUAUUGAGAAAAUUACCAGAGAGUACCGAGUCUAAUUUAAUAUCAAAAGCAGGCUUGGUUAGAAUGAAUGCAGGAGACAAUCUACAUGUAGAUUACACAGGUUGUAAAGCUAAUGAUGUAAUGUACUCGUCAAUGUUAUUAUUUUUAAUAGUUUAA